UAGGCUAAGCUAGAUCUCCGAAACUGGCACUCUGGCAGGCCUGGCAACACCAUAUAUAUACAGAUCUCAAUUCAUACAGGAGAGAUAUAUAUAGAACGAGACCGCGCGCGCGAGAGGGAGAUAUCGAAAUGGCCAACAACCGGAAAAAUCUGCUUCCAGUCGUACUCCUCUGGGUUCUGAUCAUGUUCGUAACCCUAGCUCUCAUUCUGAACCGAUUGAAUGAUGCUGGAGUUUCAUCUGGCCAGGAAAAAAUUAAUAAUGAGGCGAAAACUACUGAAGAUCCAGAGGGUGUUACGCACAAAGUGUAUUUCGACAUUGAAAUUAAUGGAAAACCUGCUGGUCGUAUAGUCAUGGGUCUCUUUGGGAAAAUUGUUCCAAAAACAGCAGAAAACUUUCGAGCUCUUUGCACAGGAGAAAAAGGAACUGGAAAGAGUGGGAAAAGUCUCCAUUACAAGGGGAGUGCUUUUCAUAGGAUCAUCCCUAGCUUCAUGAUCCAGGGAGGUGACUUCACUAGUGGUGAUGGGCGAGGUGGAGAAUCAAUAUAUGGUAGCAAGUUUGCAGAUGAGAACUUCAAACUAAAGCACACUGCUCCUGGAUUUCUAUCAAUGGCGAAUGCUGGGCCAGAUACCAAUGGAUCACAGUUCUUUAUCACUACAGUGAUAACUAGCUGGUUGGAUGGGCGUCAUGUCGUGUUUGGCAAAGUCCUCGCAGGGAUGGACGUCGUCUACAAGGUUGAGGGAGAAGGGAGGCAAAGCGGAAUACCCAAAGGCAAAGUUAUUAUUGCCGAUAGUGGUGAACUACCAUUGUGAGUUUGUGGCCUGACUUCUCAUUUAUGUCACUCUACUUUCAAUCAGGUACAGUUCAAACCCCUUAUAGCAAACUUAUAUACACAUCUACUCUUUUCUUUAAUCCACAUUCAUAUGCACAUUAAAUGAGUUAUUCUCACUUGCCAUUCUCGUUGGAGCAAAUGAAAACUGCAGAAGCUUUCUUAUUGAUCAGUAUGAUUGUGGUUUAUGGAUUAUGAAUAGUUUGUAUACAACUUCAACUGUAGAUGUUUGGCAGAAAGCCUGAAAUGAGCUAAACUAUGUUUUGCACA
This is a messenger RNA of Ipomoea triloba (trilobed morning glory), 1096 nucleotides long. RefSeq names its product peptidyl-prolyl cis-trans isomerase CYP19-4-like. The record is from RefSeq and is a predicted model, not a curated record. Gene Ontology annotation, biological process: protein peptidyl-prolyl isomerization; protein folding. The coding region runs from base 129 to 809 and encodes 226 amino acids. Gene Ontology annotation, molecular function: peptidyl-prolyl cis-trans isomerase activity. The transcript is spliced from 8 exons. Gene Ontology annotation, cellular component: intracellular membrane-bounded organelle. Lineage: Eukaryota; Viridiplantae; Streptophyta; Magnoliopsida; Solanales; Convolvulaceae.